Molecule: messenger RNA, 2675 nt
Organism: Carlito syrichta (Philippine tarsier)
Lineage: Eukaryota; Metazoa; Chordata; Mammalia; Primates; Tarsiidae
Gene: SMAP1
Product: small ArfGAP 1
Exons: 14
Coding region: 1-1905 (634 amino acids)
Biological process (GO): regulation of clathrin-dependent endocytosis
Molecular function (GO): GTPase activator activity; metal ion binding
Source: RefSeq, a predicted model, not a curated record
AUGUACUUCAGAGAGCUGGAGUGGGGACAUGACCUCACCUGGGGGCACCACCCUGCAUGGGCCUCCAGUCAGAACCUCAUCCUGCCGUCCACCUCCCACCUCGUCAGAGUGCCCAGUCUUUCUGGGGACUCUUACCCACGUUAUUUUCCUAGUUCCCCUUCCCUGGAGACUCUGCGGAAUGCUGUUCCAUGCAGUCUAACUCCCCAAACCUGUUUCCCAUCUUCUUCCCACUGGACAAGGGCAGAAGGAACCUCAACUUUUCAGGACCUGCAGACCUUCAGCUUCCCACCCACAGCCACCUUGACCUCCCGGCCCUCAGCGGAGCAAGUCACCGUAGCCCUCUCUGGUGUCACAGUUGGCGGCAGUGGAGAGUCCACAGAGCUCCAUCUCUGGGUCUCCUCUCCCCUGGCCCACACGCUUUCCCCUGGUGGAAUCUCCAUCCUUACAGCCCCUGUGACCAGUGUAGACACCUCCCAGGCGACACUCAUCUGUGCUGACAGCUCAGCUACCAGGCAGGUUCUGGAAAAAUCCAGAGAGUCCACAGAGCAGAGAGAGAUGGCUCUGGCNNNGCUGCUGCGCGAGGACGACAACAAGUACUGCGCCGACUGCGAGGCCAAAGGUCCCCGAUGGGCUUCCUGGAAUAUUGGUGUUUUUAUUUGCAUCAGAUGUGCUGGAAUUCAUAGAAAUCUUGGGGUUCAUAUAUCCAGGGUUAAAUCAGUCAACUUAGAUCAAUGGACGGCAGAACAGAUACAGUGCAUGCAAGAUAUGGGAAAUACUAAAGCAAGACUACUCUAUGAAGCCAAUCUUCCAGAGAACUUUCGAAGACCACAGACAGAUCAAGCAGUGGAAUUUUUCAUCAGAGAUAAAUAUGAAAAGAAGAAAUACUACGAUAAAAAUGCUAUAGCUAUUACAAAUAUCUCCUCUGAUGCACCCCUCCCGCCUGUGGUGUCCUCUCCCUCUCUGCAGGCUGCAGCUGAGAAGAGCAAGCUGGAGAAAGAAAAGGAAAAAAAAAAGGAAGAGAAAAAGAGAGAAAAGGAGCCAGAAAAGCCUGCAAAACCACUUACAACUGAAAAGCUGCAGAAGAAAGAAGAUCAGCAACAAGAGCCUAAGAAAAGCCCCAGCCCCAAGAAGGCUGCAGAGCCCACUGUGGACCUCCUGGGACUUGAUGGCCCUGCUGAGGCGCCAGUAACCAACGGGACCGCACCCGCGCCAACCCUGAGUGAUGACCUGGACAUCUUUGGACCCAUGAUUUCAAACCCCUUACCUGCAACCGUCAUGCCUCCAGCUCAGGGGACAUCCUCUGCACCCACAGCUGCCUCCCUGUCUACGGUGACAUCUGGGGACCUGGAUCUGUUCACAGAGCAAACCACAAAGUCAGAAGAGGUGGCCAAGAAGCAGCUCUCCAAAGACUCCAUCUUGUCUCUGUACGGCACAGGGACCCUCCCACAGCAGAAUGCUCCCGGUGUUUUCAUGGGACCCACAAACAUGCCGUUUACCUCACAAGCGCCAGCUGCGUUUCAAGGUUUCCCACCACUGGGAGUGCCAGUGCCCGCAGCUCCCGGCCUCCUGGGUCCCGUGAUGGGGCCCAACGCAGGUGUGAUGGUGGGUGUGCCCAUACCCAAUGGCUUCAUGGGCGGCACACAGACGGGCGUGAUGCCACUCCCACAGAACGCUGCUGGCCCCCAGGGAGGACUGGGGACCCAGAUGGGUGCACCCCAGAGCAAGUUUGGCCUGCCGCAGGCACAGCCACCUCCAUGGGGCCUCUCCCAGGUAAACCAGCAGAUGGCUGGCCUGAGUGUGAGCGGCACAGCCCCUGCGGCGGUCUUCAGCCAGCCAGCCAGCACCACAGCAGGCUGGGCAGGAAGCUCGUCGGGGCAGACCCUCAGCACUCAGCUGUGGAAGUGAGCACUGCUGCGGGAGUCCAUCCAGACCCACGGCCAACAUUCCUCGCCAAACGCAUUGAGCCCCGUCUCCUCAUGUACAUACAUUUUUCUUUGUGCCCAUUCGUCCUACUGAGAAUUCUCCGACAGCUGUGUGGUCCUGCCGACUCGGUCGAUGAACCACCUCACGUCGAGGGUGGCCUACUCCGUUUCCCGCGAUGUCCUCGGCCACAGAAUUGAGACGCUGCUCAGUCGACGUGCAUAAUCAGUUUCACUCUCAAUAAAAUUAUAGCUCUGACGUUUGCGUAUAAGGGAAGUAGUUAUCAUGUUAGUAAUACCUCUAACAGUAUACCCCCACCCCAAAUUAGCCGGUAAUUCUGUAGGAAGGUCCUGUAUGAUCAGAUGUUUAAUCCUAUAAAUAGAAUGUCAGCGUAUCACAGAGCACUGGAUGUAGUGUGUUGAGAUCCUCCUGUCCCAUCCUUCACUGUGCUGUGGUCAUGGUGUGUGGGGAACGUGGCUGUGAAAGGAAGAUAAGCCUGGAUGUUACUACGGAAUCUGGAUUAAUGAAUGUCUAGAGUUCGGAUUUUAUCUGCCUCUCUGUAAUUGGGAUUCCUCUUCUGUACAUAGUGCUUACGUGAAGACCUUUUCUGCACUAUAUGCAAACAGGGUAACUAAAACAAAGCCACUUUCAACUCUUGAAGGUAUAUCCAGGUUUAUGACAGUAAUUGUGUUUACAUUUUUUGGUGCCUAGUAUUGACAAAUGUUAUUUCCCUAUAUUAAACAGAUGGAUCCACA